GCACUGCUUUUUUAACGAAAGCGAUUACUAAUUUGUUGAUAAAAAAUAAUGAAAAUUAGUAAUUUUUAUAGAUAUGUUACUUUUCUAGUGUAACUUACUUGAAAUAAUGGAGGAAGUUGAUAAAAUUAUAAUAGAAUCUCUUAAAACUUUGGAAUGUGAACUUGGAGACAUCAAAGGCUUGAGAGAGUUUAACGCAGAUAUGGUUGUGUCAGCCUUAUCAUCUUGCCUUGAAGCAAUAACACCGAAUACUAUUUUCCCUAAGAAAUUACCACCUUCGAUGAGUGCCAGAUUAAAAGUUGCUACUAAUUUAUCUGAUCACAUCAAAGAACUCGGCUUUCGAGGAGAUAUGGGUUAUCAGACCAUUCUUUAUUGCAACGAAAUAGAAAUCAGAAGAGUUUUAAUGUUUUUGAUCGAAAGAUUACCUAGAGACACAAGUAAAACUACUGCCAAUGAACAGACUGGAUAUGUUGCAAGACUCAUACAGAGUAUUGAAGAAAAUAUUAAGAACUCAUUAGAAGAAAUGUGGGUACCAUCUUGUUUUGUCAGCAAAGGCAUUAGGGAGUGUAGAGGAGGGUACAUUGUUGUUAGUACAGGAGACAGUUCCCCAUUGAUGAGUCAGAGUUUGGAGGUACCUAAUUCAAAAAUUGAAAGAGAAAUUCUGAAGCAAUACUGGGUUCACAAUUUGCCGGAUGUAACUAAACAAUGCUCCCCAAAAAAUCUCAUUCCCUCCUUAUUAUUCAAAGAUAUUGAAUUUUCCCGAAACUCUAGGUUAGUAGAGUUGAUUAAAAAGAAAAAUCAGACGACUGAAUUACCUGAUACGAUCGAAAAAAUCAUCCUGAGAAAAGAAUCCCCUGAGAAGAUUUUGGAUUUGGAAAAAAAGAUCACUACUACUCGAGAAAAUGAGAACCAUGGUGAAAAAAAGUUGAAGAUUUUACUAGAUGAGAUUGAAAGGGUAAAAUCUGAAUAUAUAACUUUGCAAGAUAAUGCAAAAGCGGAUGAGUUGCAAUUAUCACAGGUUGUUGCAACAAAAAAUGAUAAACAGAAUAAACUCAAAGAAUCUUUAGCCAAAUUAAAACUGAAAACGAAAACUCUGGCUAUAAUAAACAAAGAGGAAAAUAUGGUUAAACUGAAAAGUUUAGUCCAAAAUGCUCACGAUCGACUUGAAGAACUUGCCAAACAGUGGAAUGAAAUUCAGACUCCUCUGUUGGAGGAGUAUAAUUCAUUAAAAAAUUCUCUCACUAGUGAAGAGGCCAAAUUUCAAGAAGAUCAACAAAAGUUGACCAGUACAAGAGAGACAUAUAAAAAACUUGUUGAAGAUUUGAAUGAAAAAACUGUUUUAGAACAGAGUUUGAGCGAGAAGUGUAAACAGUUGAAUAGAACCAAUAACAGAUCAGCAUACACAAGACGAAUCCUAGAAAUAAUAGGCAACAUCAGAAAACAAAAUGUGGAAAUCGAGCAUAUUCUGAAGGAUACCAGAACUGUCCAGAAAGACAUCAACAAUUUAACCGGACAAGUGGACAGAUCAUUUACUUUAUCAGAUGAGUUGAUAUUCUUUGAUGCAAAGAAUGAUGAAACAGCCCGGAAAGCUUACAAACUUUUGGCUGCCCUCAGAGAUGAAUGUAGUAAUAUUUUGAAAGCAGUUACUGAUAUAGGACUUGCUGAAAGGGAAUCUAGAAAUUUGCAGGAGCAAAUCGAAUCUGAAAAAUCUAAAGAAAUUGGUGUAAAACUCGACAGGGUGUAUUCUGAUUUAACCCAAAUCCAGAGAGAAACUGAAAUGUUGAUAAAGAAUUCUCAAGUUUCACAAGGAUAAGGUUUUCUGAAUAUAGAAUUGUCAUAUUUUGUAAAAUGAGCCAUGUUAGAUUAUUGUUUUUUAGUGCCACCCUGCCUGUAAAUUCUCAUCUUCAGUUCUUUACAUCAAAAACGUGUCGAUUUUGUCACAGUGUGCCGGCAGUGUGUUGAAUGUUAAGUUGUCAUUAUGCAAACACUUCAAUGUAAACAUAUAUUAAUAAUGUGGAGUCUAAAAUGAGUUCCCUGGUUUUCCUUAAAUAAAAUAAGACAUACUAGUCCACAUUUCAAAACAUUAACUCAUUCAUUCCAUAGAUGAAUGUAUAAAUUUGUUAAUAAAUACUUGAUAAUUUGUUUUCAUUGUAUUAUGUUACAGAAUACUAUGUAUCUGAAUAUAUGUAAUGAACUUAAGUUGUUCUUAGAAAACUCCUUCAUUGUGAUUAAAUCAAUUAGUCAAUGAUUUUUAGUAAGUCUAAAAAAUGCUUGAUUAGGCAUUUGUUUUUCGAUCAAAUGUUCGUCUCAUUUCACUUACAACAAUAAAACUAGAACUAACACAAGCACA
This is a messenger RNA of Leptinotarsa decemlineata (Colorado potato beetle), 2347 nucleotides long. RefSeq names its product coiled-coil domain-containing protein 22 homolog. The record is from RefSeq and is a predicted model, not a curated record. Gene Ontology annotation, biological process: positive regulation of ubiquitin-dependent protein catabolic process. Gene Ontology annotation, molecular function: cullin family protein binding. NCBI's taxonomy places the organism in Eukaryota, Metazoa, Arthropoda, Insecta, Coleoptera, Chrysomelidae.